Molecule: messenger RNA, 744 nt
Organism: Danaus chrysippus (African queen)
Lineage: Eukaryota; Metazoa; Arthropoda; Insecta; Lepidoptera; Nymphalidae
Source: the annotation of a GenBank genome assembly
AUGAAACUAGAAGAAGUGAAUACAAACAUAGGACUGGACGCAGCAAAGAGUGUAGACGUAGUAACUGCGGACGGAAAGGCACAAAAACUGAGUGUGGAAGAUGGAGCGCUAGUUCUUACGGAAGGCAGUUCCCGGUUACGAUGUUGGCCUAUACAUAAUAUUAAGAUAAAGACAGAUUUGUCGUGUGGAGUGAGCAUUGAAGCCGGAGGAGAAACUUUAUCUUGGACUAGCAACAUAGAACGUUGUAAAACAUCUUUGAAUAGAUUAACACAAAUUGUAAUCACAGCAUCCUUGCCAGUUGGGAUGGGACAGCCCUCAGAUGCAGCUUCAGCUGCUUUGUUGGAAGAUUCUGAACCUGAUGAUACAGAUGCUGAGAGAAGAGUCAAACGGCUUGGAGAUAGAUUAGCACGACUUGAUGCACUUAAUGUAGCUGGAAUGCUUGCAGCCGCAAUUGAAGGUGGUGGGGCUCAAUUGGCAGCUAAACAGGAAGCGGGAAGUGCUGCAGGGACUGCACUUUCAACUCGCCUGUCUCGACUGGAAGCACUGACUCGUGCAGCACCCGCAGCAUUGCACGCGAGGUCAGGGGUGGCACGUUCGGACGCAGCAGCCCGUGCACUACUUGUCGAGCUUACUGAGUUAUAUGAAUGGCUUGACAACCCUGCUCUCAAAGACCUUGACACACUAUCAGAGAUAUCGUUGGCUACAGUUGAUGGUCGCGCACGAGCGCUACGGGCGGGCGGCUGA